This is a messenger RNA of Entamoeba invadens IP1, 594 nucleotides long. RefSeq lists its product as hypothetical. The coding region runs from base 1 to 594 and encodes 197 amino acids. The transcript has a single exon. The record is from RefSeq and is a predicted model, not a curated record. Lineage: Eukaryota; Evosea; Mastigamoebida; Endamoebidae.
AUGGAACUUCGUGUGAGACGUUGGCAAGACACAUUUGGCAACUUCACUAUUUACUGUGGUUUGGUUGAAGAACAACUCGAGAAUAUAAUGACAGUCGAAAAGAGUAACGUUAACCCAAGGACAUUAUUAUUCUCAGAAUUUCAGAGGUGCAAUUACUUAAAGUUUGAAAUCCUUAACAAUGCAAAUGGUGCCAAUUAUAUCACUCUAAGCGAUGUGUUAUUUUACAUUGAACAAAAGUACACCAAUUUAUUCAAACCAACAGACUCUGGCGUAACAAUGACUGGAUUUGUCGCUCGUAAGGCUCCUGGUCAUUAUGAAAACGUAUUAUUAGAUAACACAGAAGAUGGAAAAGGUCAAAUAACAUUUAAUAUGGUCGGAAAGCGUAUUGGUAUCUUUGGAGACUACGACACUUCUUUUGGUAAACUUGAAGUUCUUGUUGAUGGUAAAGAAUUGGAAUAUGACUUUCAAAUUAACACAAAGACAUUAACACUUCGAACACUUUACCAUGCUUGCGCUUUCGAAGAAGGUACACACAAUAUCACAAUUAACGUGAAAGAAGGAAAAGUUAAUAUUGAUGUGAUUGGAUUUGACUAA